Messenger RNA from Chrysoperla carnea, 2405 nucleotides. Its product is annotated as ankyrin repeat and zinc finger domain-containing protein 1-like. The transcript is spliced from 8 exons. Bases 198 to 2384 code for a protein of 728 amino acids. Gene Ontology annotation, molecular function: protein binding. The record is from RefSeq and is a predicted model, not a curated record. NCBI's taxonomy places the organism in Eukaryota, Metazoa, Arthropoda, Insecta, Neuroptera, Chrysopidae.
AAACAGAAACAUUUAAUGAAGAACAGCCAAUAAAUAAACUUAAUGAAUGGAAAGCGGCUGCAAUUGCACUUAGUUUAUCGUUGUGUGUCUUAACCAUAAAAACAUUUGUUACAAAUAAUUGAAUUUUUUAUUCACACAAACUUCAAGUGGUGUUGUGUUGAAAUAUAAUUUGGUUACCUACAAUAAAUAAUUCAACAAUGUCGUAUAAAACUUACCAUAUAUAUGAUCGUGAAGAAUUCGAUCGAAUUACAAAUGGUGUCUGUUUAGCGCAAUGCAUGCGUGGUGAUGAUAAUAAAUCUAUUUUAAUACCAGAGAUUCUGAACAUAGAAGACUUAACUAUUUCGGACACUCUAUUUUGUUCUUUUUGCAAUGCCAAGUUUGAUGAUCAAAUUCAACAAAGGCAACAUUAUAAAUUAGAUUGGCAUCGAUAUAAUUUAAAACAAAAGUUAUUUGGUUUAUCUCCAAUCACAGAGGAUAGUUUUACUCAACAAGCAGAUGACGUUUCAAGUAUAUCAGGCUCAGAAUCAGAAUCUGAAGAAGAUUCUGAGUCAAAUACUAAAUCAAAUUUAGAUACUGAUACAGAAAUAAGUAAAAAAACUUCAAAUACUAGUCUAACUCCUGGUCGACAUGCUAAAGUAUUCUUUGAAAAUAAUGCUGGUGAAAUAUUUUCUGUUUAUAAAUGUUUAUUACACUCCAAAAAGGAUAUUCCUGAAAAUAAUGAAACUUUGGUUGAUUUACUUAAAAAAUUUCCAAUUGAUCAACUAUGGACGGUUCUAAUGAUAGGGGGUGGACACUUUGCUGCUGCUGUGUUUAAAGGAUCUGAAGCCAUUGCCCAUAAAACAUUUCAUUCUUAUACCGUACGAGCAAAACAAGGCGGUUCACAAAGUAGUCGUGAUGGAAAAAGUGGAGGUGGUAGUCAUCCAAAAAGUGCGGGUGCCAGUUUACGACGAUAUAAUGAAGCAGCAUUAACACAGCAUGUCCAAGAAAUUUUAGAAUCAUGGACAAGUCAUAUAAAAAAUUCAAGUAUAAUAUUUUACAGAGCAGUCGGUCCGCAUAAUCGUUUUGUAUUAUUUGGAGGAAAAAGCCCUCCAUUAGAUAAAAAUGAUUCGAGAUUGCGUACAAUACCUUUUGCGACACGACGUGCCACUUAUAAAGAAGUAAAACGUGUUCACUCGAUAUUAUCAUCAAUAGAAGUGUAUGGUUCGGCAGAUCUUUUUCAAAGUGUUUUUCCAAUUUCACCAAACAAAAAAGAAAAAUUAGAAACUGAUGAUUCUGUUAAGCAGUCAAUAGAAACUCCUCCAAAGAAAAUAAUAGUAGACACUCCAAGAAAAGGUCGUAUAACUCCACGAGGUGGAGCUAUUGAUCGUGCCAAAUCUAGAGAAUUAAUUGAACGCCCAUUACCAUGUCAAGAUUUGAGUUCGAGUAGUGAUUCGGAACUCGAAGCACAUGAGUUAGAUCAUUCGUGCCAUCGUGAGUGUAAGCGUCAUCGUUUGCAAAGUUUUGAGUUGGCAAUUUCUUUUACGGAAUCCUUACAAGAAUUUGAUGAUGAUGUACCUGGAUACUUGAAGAAAAAUUCCAGAAAAAAACCAAAAAAGAAAAAGAAACCAAAACAACAACCAGUUAAUGAAUGUUUAGUUUUAUUUAAAAAGAAAGUGUGGACUGCUUGUAGUAUUAAUGAUAAAGAUCUACUUGUGGCUACAUUAAAAUGUGAAUUAGAUAAAAUUAAUAAUUCUACCCCAAAACAAAAUAAUAAUGAUGAAAAUGUAAAUAAUCAGAAUGAUCAGUUAACUGAAAAUGAAUUUUUAAACGUACUCAAUGAAGUUAUUGAUGAUAAGGGCAAUACCAUUUUACACAGAGCUGCGGUAGAAGGGCGAGAUACUAUUAUUAGCAUAUUAAUGGAAUAUGGAUCAGAUCCUUGUAAUAAAAAUAAAAAAAAUCAAACACCUUAUACAGCCACCGAAAAUAAAGAAGUACGUCGUAUAUUUCGUAAAUUCUUAACUGAUUUUCCUGAUAAAUACAAUUAUGCAAAGUCUCAAAUUCCUGGACCAAUAGACGAAGAACAUGAAAAGAAACAAGCUGAAAAACGAAAGCAACUUAAAAAAAUGAAACGUGAAAAAGAAAAAGAGAAAAAAAAGGAAAAAAUCGCGGAAAAGAUUGAAACAGAAGAAAUGAAACGAUUUGCUGCUCUCAGUGAUCGUGAAAAGCGUGCAUUAGCUGCAGAAAGACGAAUUUUAAAUAGUAAGUCAGGUACAGUUACUCGUCGAUGCUUUCUAUGUGGCGCUGAUAUUGCCGGUAAAGUACCAUUUGAAUACAAUGAUAAUUGUUUUUGUUCUAUGCCAUGUUUAAAAACUCAUCGAUUACAGCAUGGUCUCAAUUUAAGCUAAUUUUUCAUAUAAUUAUUUUUA